CAACAUCCUUAUGGUCUACGUUUUCCCUCUGUUUGCCUGAUAUGAAGCGUCCCCUGGACGACGAUGCCUCUUGCACCCUGGAUGUCCGAGGGGCGGUGGCCGUAACGUUCAAGCCCGAUCAGAAGAGGAGAGCAGGAGACGUGUGCAAGAAACCCAGCGACUGCACGGGAUAUAUCGAAGGGAAGGUCUAUGACAGAGGAACUGUCUCUGAUGAUAGCUGGGAGCUCGUGCUUACGGUCGAACUCGGAUCUCGUGCACACGUCUUGCUUUCAGGGAGUAUCUCAAGGUGGUUCCGUAGCCUCCCCGUGGCCGUUGGAGCUCAGGUCCGUUUGACCUUGAAGGGCGUUGUCUUGGAGGAUUUGCCUUUGGAAAAGAUUAGGCCGCUUGUCUUGCGCAAGCGGUUUGCUUGGCGAGAAGGUGUCGCGGUAUACGUGCACAACCCGAAGACAGGGGAGGAGGCAUUCUUCGAUACCUGGAGUACAGUCGUUGAUACUCGCCCCGGCACCUCGUUCCCUACAACCCUUGGUACUAGUGCCAAUCCUCAGGACGCUGCCACCCCGGCUGCCCCAAAGAAGAGGAGAAGGACCCCUCCACCCACUCCUUCUACAACUCAUGAGGGUGUACCUAGCUCACCUCAUACGCGUUAUGAAAGCCCAGUCAAUGAGUGCAUCAAUGCCGUUGAGCCUCCCUAUGGAGAGCCCGUGGGUGGUCCUAGUGUGGUCAUAGGCGCCACACCACAUAGCUCGAACCCGAAUGACGACUCGCAGAACCCACAGAGUCUUCCUUCACCUCCGCCAGAACUCGGCACCGACGUUGAUCCCAAGGUCGAUCGCACACGAGCCGGCGAGGAAACUCCGGUUACAAGUCUAUCACAAGCGCAGCACGGUGCAUCCACGAUGCCAUCCAUCGAGGGAGCCAAAAGUCUGUCUCGGCCUCAGGUCGUGGCGCACCAACCCUCUAAGUCCCCUGUGUCCGGUGUUGAGAUGGGAACGAAGCAACACCCCAACGAAGGUUCAGGUCCGUCGCGCCCCAAAGACCGCCGACAGUCUCCUCUGCCAGGCAAAGCAAGUAAGAAGCGGUGGAACUCUGUCAGAGAGGCACGGCGAAGAGAAAAGCAACUGCGGAAGAAAUUUGGGUCAGUUGCUGGUGUCCAGGAGGAUAACGGGCAGCUGCGAGCGGGAAGCAUUGGUCACGGCGAUGGCGAGAUGGACUGCGAGGAGGACUACUGGGGUGCGGUCGAAAAUGACAUUCCAGAGGAGCUACUUCGCCGAUUCGAUGCGGCAGAGCUUGGUACGGGUCCCAAGGAUGCUGUUCGAAAUCUGGAUGACGACCCGCCUGGCCAGUCGAGAGAACCACAGCAUGAAGAGAAUCCGUCGCCCGAAGCUGAAUCCGUACCAAAAGCCGAACCUGUGCCCAAACCCGAGCCCGCGUCUCAAUUUGCACCUGCGCGCGAACCUUCACCACCACCACCAAGCCAGCGUCAUGAUAACGCUGAUCCCACUGAAGCUCUGCGCAUUGGCUGCCACACUUCGUUUGGCGCAUACAUCCCGCUUCUCGAAUUUACCGGGUCAGGCAUGCGGAACAUCAUGGGAGUGAUUGCUGCUGCUCCUAUCACUACACAAACCAAGACGGGCGAGUUCAUGAUGAGGUUGAACUUGUUUGACCCGUCCAAUUUCGCGACUAGCGGCUUGAACGUCACGUUGUUUGACAAGGCUGUACUUGGCUUGCCCAAAACGGAGGCGGGCGACGUCCUAAUUCUGCGAUCGAUCAUGGUCGAUCAAUUCAACGGGUAUUGUGCCAUCGGAGCGUCAUACAAGGGCUGGCAGUGGGCGGUCUUCCAUGUCAAGACGGGAAGGCUGUCAAGUGCGCCUGAAGACUCGUGUGCUUUGCGUCACUUUCAGCCUGAAAGGAGCGAAGUCCAUCACAGUCUUAGGCUUGGGGACUGGUGGCGCGAUGCUUCUGCGAAUCAAGUUGCGUUUGGUGCCGAGAAUCCUACGUCGGCCUCGCGUGGUCGUCCGCACAAGUUGUUCUCAGAUGCUGACUGCAACGGUUACUUUGACUGCACGGUUGAGGUUCUUCACGGCUAUCAGAAUGGGGACCACCCCUACACUCUCUUCGUCACGGACUACACGCGCAACGCCUCUGUGGCCCCGAUACAAGCUGCGUGGUGCCCGCCCAAGCUUGCCCCAGUCGUUAUGCAGGUCGAGAUGUGGGAUUCUUCCGCCCAAGUGGCAGUCACUAUGCGACCCGGCGAAUACUAUUCGAUGCGCAACAUGCGGCUUCGCGUCAGUGGGGGUGGGUAUCUGGAAGGCAAGAUGCAGGAGGGUGACAAAAUCAAGAAGCUUGAUGAAGACGUCCUGGAGAACCAGCCGCACCUAAUCGAGCUUUUGAAACGAAAACAAGAAUGGGAGGCUCGAGCGGGCACUGUUGAUGGUAUUCCUGAGUUCCCUCAUCAGCUCAUACAGGAGGUCGAGGUAGACCAUCACUUCAAUUGCACGGUGGAGGUCAUAUGUAUCUCGGCGAAGGAUGACUUCUCAUACCUGUAUGUUACCGACUACACCGCUCGUCCGGACCUCGUGCCUGUUGCGGCUACGAUUGCCUCUGGGGCACUCGCAGAACGCGUUGUCCGCAUCUCCCUGAACGAUGCUCAGAUCGAGGUUGGCAAGAGCCUUGAGACUGGCGACUUUGUUGCGAUUCGUAAUCUGAGGCUACGUCCAUCGAACGGCGGCACCCUGCUCUCCGGUCGGUUAGGUGGGCAGCACCGGCUUAUCACCAAGCUCAACCCCAAGUCGACCUCAAACAUAGAACUGAGGGCGCUACUGAGACGUAAGAAAGAUUAUGAGGCUUCUCAGGAGAAGCCCAAGGACAACAAGAAGAACAGACGCGCUAGCCGUCGAGCCGCAAACCCUCCGGCGGACGAAGGGAAGUCCAGGUCUCCCUCAAGAACGAAGGGCAAAGGCAAAGCGGACGACAAGUACGUCGCCUUGAGUGAUGUCAAGGCGAGUGACGCUUGUCCGUCUGUCUUCCGCGUACGCGCAAAGGUUGUCGACUUCUUCCCGGACAAUUUGCGUGACUGCACAAUUAUGCGAUGCACGAACUGCGACCGAAGCAUUCCCAAGACGCGACAGAGGUGCACCGAAUGCGAUGAUGUCAUGGAGGACACGACGUUCGUUCAAGUGUUCUUCAACCUGUACUUCAGUAUAGAGGACGAGGAAGGCACGGCUUUGCCCGUCUCCGUGUCAGAUGAACGGUGUACUGUACUGCAGGAUCUCGUCCCUGACGACGUGCACGACGAUGUCGACGACGCUUUUAGCAUGUUCAUUGCGCGUCUGCAGCCCCUCCUUGGUGAUUUAUUGGAUGUCUCUGAGGGAGAGGCUCGUCGCCGUCCCAAUGGCGAGGGCGGUCCUAUGCUCGAUCUGACGCUUGGGAGCUGGCUACCCGAGGGCGAGCCAGACAAUCCGGACUCGCGCGCAUAUAUCUUGCUCCGACACGUAGUUUGCGACCCAGACUAGGGUUCGCAAUCCGUGGCGAGGAUUUUUUAAUUGCUUCCGACUGCUCGUUAUGUUUAUAUUGUAUCAUAUUGUAUGUAGCGUUACACUGCUCAUCGAUGCAUUACAUUGUUU
This is a messenger RNA of Dichomitus squalens LYAD-421 SS1, 3623 nucleotides long. RefSeq lists its product as uncharacterized. Gene Ontology annotation, biological process: regulation of telomere maintenance via telomerase; telomere capping. Gene Ontology annotation, molecular function: telomerase inhibitor activity; G-rich strand telomeric DNA binding. Gene Ontology annotation, cellular component: chromosome, telomeric region; nuclear telomere cap complex. NCBI's taxonomy places the organism in Eukaryota, Fungi, Basidiomycota, Agaricomycetes, Polyporales, Polyporaceae. The record is from RefSeq and is a predicted model, not a curated record. The transcript is spliced from 12 exons. The coding region runs from base 42 to 3512 and encodes 1156 amino acids.